Molecule: messenger RNA, 2707 nt
Organism: Sardina pilchardus (European sardine)
Lineage: Eukaryota; Metazoa; Chordata; Actinopteri; Clupeiformes; Clupeidae
Gene: tcf23
Product: transcription factor 23
Exons: 3
Coding region: 2020-2553 (177 amino acids)
Biological process (GO): regulation of transcription by RNA polymerase II; developmental process
Molecular function (GO): DNA-binding transcription factor activity, RNA polymerase II-specific; RNA polymerase II transcription regulatory region sequence-specific DNA binding; protein dimerization activity
Source: RefSeq, a predicted model, not a curated record
UUCUUAAUUAAGAGUCUAGUAAGGGUAGAAUAAGGUCUUGCAGAAUAAGGUAUUAAUUAGUGACUUAUAAUGACUAACAAAUGGCUAAUAUGCUACUAAUACAUAUGUUAGUAAGCAGCUAACUAAUGGUGAAUAUGUGUGUCUUAAUAUAAAGUGUUACCGACUUUGAUUAUUGAAUCAUUAUAAUCACAAGGUGUACAGAUGAAGUACUUACACACAAAUAUAUUCAGAUUUUAAAACACAGUGUGUGCACACAUUUUACAACAAGCAAACUGUGAAUUCAUGUCGAAUGAUUGCUUAAGUAAAUGCAGUAAUAUACAAUCAAUUAGCCUUAAGCACAUGAUUGAAAACAAAGGGGCAAUUGGUCUGUCAAUAGUUUAGCUGCUUUUUAAAGUUUAGAAAUCAACGUUCAAAUUUAAUUUUACGCACAUGUGAUGCAAGAAAUCACAUGGCUUCACAGGAAUGUCUCAAAUCAGCACCUGUGGUUUAGCCGUUACAGUAUUUCAAGGAAAUUGGCUACUAGUGGUCACUUUUUGUGCAUUUUCCUAAAUGUAUAUAAAAUAAAGCGUCCGUCCGUCCGUGAUUUGCUACUUCUGAUUGUUGAAAUACAUGCUGAAUUAGAAUUUAACCAGACAAAGAUAAAUAUGGAUAGACAUAGAGCUUGAAUUUUAGGCCAAGUCAUCAUACUACAGUAUUUUACUGAUGCUAGCCAGCAAAUAGCAUUGUCAUAGGACCUUCAAUAACUGUUAAUGACAAAGUCACAUAGUAUGACUUGUUACAGCUUGCAGUUCUGAUGCCAAUAUGGUUGUAACAGCCCCUCUUUUCAGUGUCCGCCUCUGAGUGAAACUUGCUUGAACAUUUUCUAGGGCUGAGAAACAAUCUGGGGUGAAAUAGUUUGAGCAAAUGGUGAAUUUAAUGUUGAAGUCUUGAGGGAUCGACUGUUCCUUGGGAAGGAAAUGCAAACAGAUUACAUUCUCUGUGCAACCUGGAGCACAAGCCAGUGGUCUGACAUUUUUUAUAUUGUUGAUAAACUUUCUGUUUUCUUCGUAAUUCCUGUAGAAGUAAGCUGCAUCCAUACUCCUUGGCCCAGAACAUGUGGGUGUAUGCACAUUGUGGGAGUGUAAAAGAGGUGCAGUCCCUGUGUGUUGUGUAACAUUUGUUGCCAAUGCCCCACUUUGCAUUUGCAUUUAUUCAUUUAGCAGAUGCCAACGUGACUUACAGUACAUAUGUCAAUUAUCAUUAUCAUAUAAAUUAGCGGGCAUUUCAUGUUGUGGGAUUUGCAUAUGAGGCAAGCAACAAUGGGAUUUGAGGUUCACGGUAGGCCUAUGUUCAUUUUACAUACCAAACUGUCAUUACGCCAAGGUACAGUUUUACAUUCUAUUACUCCUUUGCUUUGCAAGCUCUUCCUUCUGGAAAUACAUCUCUUUUUACAGUUCAUGCAAAUGUAGUCCUACUGGGCUUCUUGUUAUUCUUCCAUAUCCUCAUCACCAUUAUUGUUGUUAUUAUUAUUAUUAUCAUAAUGGUUUUAGAUGAAUAAAUUAACAAACUGUACUUUACUCCAUUGCUGCAUUCUCGUUUCAUUCACAUCAAAUAUCAAUAAUGGUAAGUUAGGGAUAGUGACGAAGACUAUUUAAAAAUCUUGGCUCUUUCACAUCCAGGGGUUAGUGGUCAAGGUAAGAGUCUGCAGCUGUAAAAGAGGUCUGGCUUUUCCCAAAGCUCAUGGUGGGGAGGGGGACAGCGCAAGCAGACUCUCCCUGGGUAGCCUAGACCCGUGGGAGGCAAAGAAUUGGUGGGAGGAAAUAACAACGCGAUUCAAGAUCCUGGCAUUACCUCACCAGUAAAGGAUAAGACGAGGGAAAGGAAUUGCUACAUAAUUAAAAAGCAAAACCUCUCAACAGAGAGGAGCAUCAUGAGACCAGGCUUGCUAAAGGAUUCUAACACCAAAACAGACACUUGGAUGAUUUAAACAGACAGUAUUUUAGGUACCUAUUUUGAUAGUUCUGAAGUUGACAUCUCUCUAUGGAGAAGAAUCUGAAGAGUGCUGGGUUUGACUCAUUGGAUAUGGAUGGAACCAAGGCGGGAAACUUGCUCUGUGACAGAGUAGCCCCUCCAGGCUCUACAAAGGUAACUCUUAGUGACACAGAUCAAUGGAUGAAGGUAGGAAUGGUUGGACCAAAAGGGAUGAAGUCUCAUAAUUGUCCUGAGAAUGCAGCUCGUGAGAGGAGUCGGGUGAGGAACCUGCGAGAGGCAUUCCACAGGCUGCAGGCUGCACUACCCUCUGUCCCUCCAGACACCAAGCUGUCAAAGUUGGAUAUACUUGUUCUGGCCACCAACUACAUUGCCCACCUCACAGAUACACUGGAUCAGAGCAGGUGCUUCAGUGAUCAGACUUUUUCAAGCAAGGCUGGUGGAUUUCUGCAUCCUGUUAAGAAAUGGCCGAUGCGCUCUCUGCUGUAUUGUGGAAAUAUGGACAAAUGGCUUACAGGCGUUCCAGCCAUCCAGGAGACAACCACUGCAUCCCCGGUGACUCCCAAACGUUCAGUGAAUAUGUGAUGUGUUUUAACUUGGAUCUGAUAUUUGGUUGGCAUACUGGUCAUUCACCACUCACACUUUUUAAGAAGUUCAUUCAUGGCAUUUUGGGCAAAAUUCAUGUGAUUUAAAGUACAUAUCUCAAAUCACUGAACACUAACAAGCAAUAAAACCUUUA